AUGGCAGAAAUGAAAAGUGAGAUUGAAGAGUUAAAGGGCAUUGUCCGAGACUUAGCUGGAAAGAAGACAAGUAAUGGUGAUUCUGAAGCAUUUGAGAGUAAUGGUGGAUUCAAAGAAGGAGUUAGAGUAGAAAUAUUGGAUUGGAUUCAAUUAGGAGAUGUAGUUGUUGGUGAAGGAGAAUUCUGUUCUGCUGAACCGAUGUACAAAAUUGGUCGUAUACCAAUUUGUCCUAAUGCAAUGGCUGUCCUUGUUAAGUCUGCACUAAGCUCAGAAGCUUCUCUCUGGAGGCCUACAACAGAUGUGUUAUAUCUUGAGGAAGCUGUGGGAUGCAAAAUACCUUGGCCAAUGGACAAGGUGCUUUUGUAUAAGGAUCCAGUCGCUUCUGAAAAUGUAUCCAUGCAAAACAAGGAAGGUGAAACUCGAAGAUGCAAAAUAUAUGAUUGGACUAAUGAAGACGAUGAGGUUAUUGCUGAAGGUGUCGUGUGCUCAUCUAACUCCAAAGAGAAGGUUAACAAUAUACCUCUAGGUCCAAGUGCUGUUUGUAUUGAAGUUGUGAAGGUGUUCAAUGAUAAUGCUCAUUUGUGGAGGCCAACUACUGAUAGUAGUUUAAUUGGUGAUGCAAUUAACGAGAAAAUCGCAUGGCCAGUCCUAAAGAUUGACGUCACGGCUGCAACCACUACAGAUGCAACACUACCUAAAGCCCAGAGUCCAGGCAGCAAUAGUUCCACCAAAAGUCCAAAGCAGAAGUGUUUUCUUUUAGGUUGCAGCAACUCUGGCCGUAAGGUAGCUGAAGGAAGAGUAGUUUCAACAGAUCCGAACGACUCGUGCCAUCAUGUACCUCUAGGUCCAAAUGCAAGCAAGGUCUGGGUUGAAGUGGCUAAGAUUGGUAAUGCAAAGGUUUGGAGGCCAAAUUCAGAGAUUGAAUACAUUUCUGAUGCCAUAGGUUCAAUUGUAGCAUGGCCAAAUGAUAAAAUAAAGUUUGUGUGA
Microthlaspi erraticum is the source of this 987-nucleotide messenger RNA. Lineage: Eukaryota; Viridiplantae; Streptophyta; Magnoliopsida; Brassicales; Brassicaceae. The record is from the annotation of a GenBank genome assembly.